UCGUCGGCGAACGUAAUGACAUCAUCGUUCUCGUUUGACUUCUGAUUUAAAGGUCCAGUUUUAGCUAGCUGAGAGAAAAUUCAACCUUUGUAGAGUUUAAACAAUGAACAAGAAUACAACGCGACACAAUGUACAGCUGUACAUUUAUGAUUUAUCACGAGGAAUGGCUCGCAGCAUCAGUCCCAUCAUGUUAGGUAAACAGUUGGAUGGCAUAUGGCACACAGCUAUUGUAACUUAUGGAGAUGAGUUCUUCUUUGGAGGAGAAGGGAUCUCCAGCUGUUCCCCAGGUGGGACUAUGUUGGGACCUCCAGACACAGUGGUGGAACUGGGGGAGACUGAAGUCACCGAGGAGAUCUUCAUGGAUUACCUCUCAUCUCUUGGUGAAAGCACAUACAGAGGUGACAGGUAUCGUUUGUUUGAGCACAACUGCAACACUUUCACUAACGAGGUGGCUCAGUUCCUGACUGGCAGGUCUAUACCCUCCUACAUCACCGACCUGCCAUCUGAAGUCCUUUCCACACCAUUUGGACAGAUUCUGCGGCCGAUUCUUGACUCCAUCCAAAUCGCCCCUCCGGGAGGUAACAUCGUCAACGGAGGAAGAAACAUUUAAGCAUAAAGAAGGGCUGAAUGCUCUUCAGGUCACUUUCAUUGUU
Messenger RNA from Austrofundulus limnaeus, 653 nucleotides. RefSeq names its product desumoylating isopeptidase 1a (gene desi1a). The record is from RefSeq and is a predicted model, not a curated record. Lineage: Eukaryota; Metazoa; Chordata; Actinopteri; Cyprinodontiformes; Rivulidae. Gene Ontology annotation, biological process: protein modification by small protein removal. The transcript is spliced from 6 exons. The coding region runs from base 104 to 610 and encodes 168 amino acids. Gene Ontology annotation, molecular function: peptidase activity.